Kazachstania africana CBS 2517 is the source of this 771-nucleotide messenger RNA. It is a transcript of the gene OAZ1, whose product is annotated as Oaz1p. The record is from RefSeq and is a predicted model, not a curated record. NCBI's taxonomy places the organism in Eukaryota, Fungi, Ascomycota, Saccharomycetes, Saccharomycetales, Saccharomycetaceae.
AUGAGUGAUUCAGUUGAGGAUACGUUAAGGACGAAAGAGUCCAAGAUCAUAAAUUUUUUGACUAGCGGGGCUAGUAUAGGUGGGUUCAUCGAUGAGUCGAUAUCGGUAUCAUUCCCCAUAAGAAACCUUAUAAAGAAACAAGUGAAUGAAAUAGUACCACUGCAAGUAUGCAGAUAUUCUAUGACGCCGAAUGGCUUCCGUGAUUGGUGUGCGGACAUCGAUCCUAAGAGUGAUGUCCCUAUGAAUCAGCUUGUUGAAUUUUAUUGGGAUGUCAUACUUCUAAUGGAAUCUAAAUUUAUGGUAGAAAACGUGGAUUUUUUACAAUUUAGAAAAUACUUAAUUGACAGAUUCAAUAGGAAAGUCAAUUAUGCUAAAUCAGCCGUACCAUCGUUGUCAUUUUGGAGAAAUAUUGGCGAUUACUACAAUUUACUCUAUUUACCCGAUUUUUUAAAUAAUCUGAUCUAUUGCAAAGUUACAUCCGAUGUCAUACUACACAUCACGAUCCAAGAUACAGAUAUUCCAAACCUGGUUAAUCAUUUCAAAGACGUUCUAUUGAUUUUCUUAGAAUUUGCAGAUCUGGUUAAAUGCACUAAAAUACGAUUGUAUCUUAACAAGAAUUUUAAUUUCAUUUAUUUGAAUAAAAUUCUAAAAAACUUAAACUGGAUUAGUGGUAAAGUUGUUAAAAAUGAAAAUAGAGAUGAUAAUAUUCCGACGAUUGAUGAUUUAAUGUGUAGUGAUGAAAACUUUAUAAUACUAGAAUUCGAUGCCUAA